AUGUCUAUAACAUCAACGACAGCACUGCCUCGGGUUAAACAACUCAAAAAGCCAUCGCUGAACUUAUUGGACGAUGAAGAAAGAUUCAGACCAUUGAAGAAACGUGCGCUUGACGCAAUGGAAGGUGCAGGUUUUGGAUUCGAUAAGAGAGCACUUGACAGUCUUGAAGGUGCUGGUUUUGGGUUGAAGAAACGCGCACUGGAUAGCUUAGAGGGAGCUGGAUUUGGCUUGAAAAAGCGAGCGCUUGAUUCGAUGGAAGGAACGGGCUUUGGAUUUAAUAAACGAGCACUGGAUGGACUUGAAGGGGCCGGGUUCGGCUUCAAUAAACGGGCAUUGGAUAGCCUCGAGGGUGCUGGUUUCGGCUUCGAUAAGAGAGCCCUGGACUCAAUGGAAGGAACUGGUUUUGGCUUCGAUAAGCGGGCAUUGGAUAACCUCGAGGGUGCUGGCUUCGGCUUCAACAAGAGAGCUCUGGAUGGGCUCGAAGGGGCUGGAUUCGGUUUCAACAAGAGGGCUUUAGAUGGUCUUGAGGGAGCUGGCUUCGGUUUCAAUAAGAGAGCACUGGACAGUCUUGAAGGACUCGGAUUCGGUUUCAACAAGAGAGCUUUAGAUGGGCUCGAAGGAGCUGGCUUCGGCUUCAAUAAGAGAGCUCUGGAUGGGCUCGAAGGAGCUGGCUUCGGCUUCAAUAAGAGAGCACUCGACAGUCUUGAAGGACUCGGAUUCGGCUUCAACAAACGAGCUCUCGAUAUGCUCGAAGGAACCGACUUCGGUAAAUUUUAUUAUGAUUACGGCAGUCCGAGUAAUACUGAAUGCCAUAUGUUCACACAUUUUAUCGAAAUCAUCAAUUCAUUUUGCGAGUUAUAA
Anisakis simplex (herring worm) is the source of this 861-nucleotide messenger RNA. NCBI's taxonomy places the organism in Eukaryota, Metazoa, Nematoda, Chromadorea, Rhabditida, Anisakidae. The record is from the annotation of a GenBank genome assembly.